AUGAAAAUUGCACUCUUGGCCCAUGGUGGCCCCGAUCCUGUGAAUGACAGCGGGCAGGUGGGCUGUGGUGCCCAAGCAGCACCCAGCUGGAAUCAAUGCCCAAGCGCCGUCAAUCACAGAAUUGGGGCCACGCGCUGGGCACGCUCCGGCCCUGUUUCUAUCUCCUGUCUUUUCCUCCCCUCAGCCAGGAAGGAAGCAGGGACCCUGCAAGUGAGGCAAGAUCCUGCCCAGAUCCUGGCCCCCCUGGGGGGCUCGGUGGAGCUGUCCUGCCAGAUCCACGCUGCCCAGCACUGGGAGAGGCUCCGUGUGGAGUGGAGGAGGGAGGGCGCCCUGAGGGCUCUCUGCCAGGUCGUGCUGGACAACACCAGCGUCUCCAACUGCUGCAAGGGCAUGGAGGGCUGUGAUGACGCCCGCCUCGGCUUCACCUGGCACCCCCCUAAGUUCACCCUGAGGAUGGGCAACAUCAGUAAAGAUGACGUGGGGCAGUACAUGUGCGUAGCCACCGUGGAGAUCCCGGUGUAUCUGCAGGCCGAGGGCAACGGGACGAUGCUGAAUACCUCAGCAGCAGACGGAGGAGGUUGGCUGAGGAAUCACAGCAGAGACCUCGUGCUGUGGCUGGGCCUGGCUGGAGCGCUGGCCGUCACCACACUGCUGCUACUGCUGGCCGUGAUCUGCUGCUACAAACGCAGGCGCAGAGAUCCAGGGCAGGCAAUCUACGUGAACGUUCUGUUCCGCAAAAAGCAAGAGGAAAAGAAAGACGGUGCCCAAGCCAGUAGCGAGACAAAGCAGAGCAGCCUCUACAUCCAGGAGUUCCAGAAACGGGGGCACAACUGGAGGCCUCCAGUUGCAGAACGGAGGCCUGGCCCCAUGAAAGCUUCCAAAAAGGCCUUCUCCUUUAAGCAGAGGACAACGGAAAGGCCAUGAAGAUCCGUGCAGCGCUCGGAUGCCCCCAGUCAGAGCCCUGCCCACUCUGCUUCUAAGGUUCUAACCCUGCCCCUCUCCAAAUGGACCUUGGGGCUGCCUCUCACUGGAGUUAAGUGCCGCCCAUGCGCUCGGGGCUGCACAGAGCACAGCACGAAGAGGGUCCCUGCCCUGCUGUGCUUAUGAUCAGAGAGACCAAAGUGGGGGGCCUGGGUGCCCAGAGGGAGGAAUCGCAGAGGAGAGUGUUUGGUUUGUUUGCUGUGGCCAGGGGGGAGAGGCAAGUGCAGAGCCGGGAGAGAGGCCAGGAUGGGGACAGCGUUGAAUCUGAAUCCUCUUCUCAACGACAUUCAGGUGCUUAACCUCCCCCUCACUUGGUUUCAAUGGGAGUUAGGCACCUAAAUACCUUAGGCAGCUCUGGGCCUUGGAGCCUUACAAUCCUACCGCUCCUCCAUCAAGGGAGCACAGGGCCUUUCCCCCCAUGACCUCCGGGCCAUUCAAUGGGAGUUACCCUGAAAGGGAGGAAAAACCCUUCUGGCCAGGAGGAAAUCUGUGCACCGGGGCACAAUCCUGCCUCUAUGGCAGUCAGUGGCAACGUUCCCAGUGAGCUGAACAGGGCCAGGACCGUGUCUGCCUGUGCCCUUUAGCGAGUGAGGAGCCAGACGCGAGGGGCAGGUCUCUUCAGCGGUGCCCGGAGGUGCUGUGCUCGGGAGCUGCCCAGAGGCAGCUUGGUCAGACCAAGGGUCCAUCUAGCCCAGUGUCCUGUCUGCCUACAGUGGCCAGUGCCAGGUGCCCCAGAGAGAAUGAACAGAACAGGGAAUCAUCAAGUGAUCCAUCCCCUGUCACCUGUUCCCAGCUCCUGGCAAACAGAGGCUAGGAACACCAUCCCUGCCCAUCCUGGCUAAUAGCCACUGAUGGACCUAUCCUCCAUGAACUUAUCUAGUUCUUUUUUGAACCGUGUUAUAGUCUUGGCCUUCACAACAUCCUCUGGCAAGGAGUUCCCCAGGGCAGCUGUGCGUUGUGUGAAGAAAUACUUCCUUUCGUUUGUGUUAAGCCUGCUGCCUAUUAAUUUCAUUUGGUGGCCCCUAGUUGUGUUCUGAGAAGGAGUAAAUAACACUUCCUGAUUUCCUUUCUCCACACCAGUCAUGAUUCAACAGCCACCCGCUAGCGUUGCCCAGCUGGGCUGACGGAUGGCACGUGUGCUGCUUCUUAUUCAGCCCUGUGGCUUGGUAGGGGAGCCCUCUCGAGUCGGGGACUAGCUGGGAUGCCCACCGGGCUGGCCGGGAUUACAAUGUCUCGGCGGACGGGCUGCCAGAUGACUUGUCCAUGGCGACCGAUGAAGAAAACGGCGAGGAAAUGUCGUAAACUCUUCUCCAGACUGUUCAUGCGUAGAGGGCGUUGCAGUUUUGGGGUAACUUUAUUUCCCUUCGGUGCUCCCUCAAGGGCACCUACUUAAGGUUUCCGGCUCCUAGUGGUGCCUCUUUCGGGAGGGGACCUGCGUCUCUCCCCCGCCUGACUGGGGUUUUCAGGCUGCACGGCUCCCGGCCGUACACUGUGAUAUCCCAGCAAGUUGGUCAGCCUGCAGGCCAGCGCUUGGGCUUUGCUUUCUGCCUGAGGGCUAUAAAGAGGGUGGCCAGCAGUUAUAAGUUACCAGCCAGCUCUGAACAAGCACCUUCGUUCUUAAGGCAAAACCAUUACAGAGUAAACCUAGAAAGACAAGUUGUCGUCACCCAUCAGCCUUACGGGGCCCUGGGAGGCCAAGGUCUUUCCGGAAGGGUUGGGGCCAGACGCUCCCAUCCUCUGGCUGGCUCAGAAAGAUGCCCUGAGGAAGUUUAAACCUAGCCUCCUAAUACCAAAAGACCUUUCUUUGUUUGUUUAGGUCUGAAAAAAACAGUUUGAAUCAGUCUAUUCCAGCCUGGAGUUGGGGGGGGGGUGUUAAGUAGUCUC
Molecule: messenger RNA, 2865 nt
Organism: Caretta caretta (loggerhead turtle)
Lineage: Eukaryota; Metazoa; Chordata; Testudines; Cheloniidae
Source: RefSeq, a predicted model, not a curated record